AUGGCUUGGCUGCGCACUUUCGCUGCUCCACUCACUGUGGCUCUUGCCGGGCUUCUCGGUGUAGCAAGUGCUGCACGCCACGUCGAACAACACCAAGCGAACGCGCAGGCAGAGGUGGAGGCAGGGGUGGUCCCGCGUCCCAUCAGCCGAGCACUGCAGAGGGCUCAAAGGGACGCGGAGAGCAAGCUCGUGGACUACCAAGCGGCUGAAGAGACUGCUAAGGCAAAGAAGGCAAACGCAGAAGGGGCAGCUGCAGAGAAGAUGUCCUUGAUGGAGAACAUGAAGGCAAAGGCCACUGAACAACAGGCUCAGGUGGAGAUGAGUCGGAAGGCAAUGGUCGCUGCUGAGGAGGCAGCUUCCAAGCAUGAUGAACAUAAUGCAGGCUUGGAGAACGCACUGAGCAAGUUCAACGGCCUGAGUCAAGACGUUGAAGGGCUGCAGGAGAACGUGACCAUGCUGGAAGAGGCCCUGGCAUUGACCCUGGCGCGAAUGCAGAAGCACCUUGACGCUGUGAAGGACGAGUUGGAUGCAAAGAUGAAGGAGAAAACUGCUGCCGAGCAGGAUUUGAUGGACAAGAAGCAAGUGGUGUUGUCUGCCAACAGCAUGAAGGCUUCGACAGCACAGGCGGCAAGUGAUGCCGAGCAGGCAGCACAGAAGGCACAGCAGGAGUUGCGAACUCUGCAGGGCAAUUUCGACCGGGCCGUCUCGAAGGCCACGAAGUCUGAGGCAGAGUCCAAGGAAGCCGCAGAUGCCGCACGCGGUGCCAAGAAGGAUCACGAGGACGGCCAGCAGACGGUGGAGCUGAUCAAGCAACUCCGACGAGCCGUCGACGAGUUCUACGGUGCAGUUGACGAAGUUGUCUACAGCGAGCAUUCCGGUUCGUUUGAAGAGGACCCUCUGUUGAAGCCUGUCCUCAAGAAGUACAACAUCAUGGCUUAUUUUUUCAUGAAUUUACAGAGCGUCGCACCAGACAAGUACGAGGAGGUGAAGCCUGCCAUCAAGGAGAUCGAGAGGAACUACGAGGGGGCAAUCGCAGAGAAGUGCGAUCCAAACGGGAAGCUGAUGAACGAGGACUUCGAACCCCUUCCGGAGUUUGACGCGCAGUGCGGCAGUGGCCUCUUCACCAAGGUCGGCAUGACGAAGCUGAUCAUCCCAGAGACGCCUGCCUCUCCUGCUGGAGCUUGA
Messenger RNA from Symbiodinium sp. CCMP2592, 1185 nucleotides. The record is from the annotation of a GenBank genome assembly. NCBI's taxonomy places the organism in Eukaryota, Dinophyceae, Suessiales, Symbiodiniaceae.